AUGCACAUUGUGGCAGCCCGGCCGUGGCAGGACUGCCAGCAUGUUCUGGAUUCAGGUGAGACCACCAGUGGGAUUUACCUCCUUCGCCUUCAGAGUGCUAACCGACUCUUGCAGGCCUGGUGUGAGCAGAGUCAGGCUCAGGGUGGAUGGACUGUCAUUCAGAGGAGACAAGAUGGGUCAGUCAACUUUUUCAUGACUAGGGAGCAGUACAAGCAAGGCUUUGGAAACCUAAAUGGUGAGUACUGGCUUGGCCUGGAACACCUCUACUGGUUGACCCAGCAGGCCAAAUACAAACUCCGGGUGUUCCUGGAAGACUGGCAGGGCCGGCAGGUGUUUGCUGAAUAUGACAGUUUCCACCUGGAACCAGAGAACGACUGGUACCGCCUCCGUUUGGGACAGUACCACGGCAAUGCAGGAGACUCCCUGUCAUGGCACAACAACAAGGCCUUCACCACUUUGGAUCGAGACAAGGAUAGGUAACUGCGCUCAUUUCCAGAAAGGAGGCUGGUGGUAUCACAUGUGCGCACACACCAAUCUGAACGGCGUGUGGUAUCGCUACCAAGAUGGGGUCUACUGGGC
This is a messenger RNA of Girardinichthys multiradiatus, 579 nucleotides long. Its product is annotated as angiopoietin-related protein 2-like. Bases 1 to 480 code for a protein of 159 amino acids. The transcript has 4 exons. The record is from RefSeq and is a predicted model, not a curated record. Lineage: Eukaryota; Metazoa; Chordata; Actinopteri; Cyprinodontiformes; Goodeidae.